Messenger RNA from Mastomys coucha (southern multimammate mouse), 1928 nucleotides. Its product is annotated as PHD finger protein 11-like. The transcript is spliced from 9 exons. Gene Ontology annotation, molecular function: histone binding; histone deacetylase binding. Bases 428 to 1411 code for a protein of 327 amino acids. Gene Ontology annotation, cellular component: nucleus. The record is from RefSeq and is a predicted model, not a curated record. Lineage: Eukaryota; Metazoa; Chordata; Mammalia; Rodentia; Muridae.
GGUGUCUGUCAGGUUACAGAAAAGAUGGAACAAAGGACAUGUGCCCUCUGCCCUGAAGGCCAUGACUGGAGUGUGAUAUACUUUGUACAGUCAGCGAAUAUAGCUGUUCACGAAAACUGUUUGUUCCAGCACUCUGGCAGAGCCUGGUGGACCUGUGUGAGGGACUCCCAGGCCAGUUGGGCUACAAUGAGACCCUACCUUAACAACAACAAGAGUGAAGAUCUGGUUGUGGAGGCAGGCACGGUUCUUCAAGCUUAAGAAUAAGGCCUGGAAAGCCAUCAGGAAUGGCCUCUGUCCCUUGCUUUGACUUCACUGACUGCAUGGCUUCAGCCAUUGCCAGAGCCUGCUCUGCGUUCCUAGGCAGAGAAUAACAGUGCUGUAGGAGACACUGUCUGCCUGGCUCCAGAGUCAAUAGAGAUCAGUUACCAUGUACAACUGUGUCUGCAGACUGAAGUUUCUCAUAGGAGUCCCAUGGCUCUUGUCUGUUCAUCUCCUGCACAGUGGCCAGUGCUCGGAGCCAUCGCCCACUCUGUACUUCUCUUCAACCCUUUCCAGAGGCAACGCUGACUUGUGUUGGUCAGGACUACUUCACACCAACUCUGGUUGUUUGUUUUGUUUUUUGUUUUUGUUUUUGUUUUGCAACCUCCAGCUGUAUUCAUCAGGACUGGUAGAAUGUGAGGCCAAUGAUCCACGUAAUAUAGCUGGAAAUUUUGACGUGAGUUCAGUACUGGAAAGGCUCUGGAGAGGAAGCUCGAUACUAUGCUCAUUUUGUAAUAACAAAGGAGCCAUUGUGAGGUGUGGUGAAACAUCCUGUGCCAAGAAUUACCACUUACUCUGUGCCAAGGAGGACCACGCACUUCUACAAGUUGGAGUUACAAGAACUUACAAAGUAUUUUGCGCAGAACAUCCUCCACAACAAGAAGAGACCACUGAAAGUGCUGAUAGCCCAAGCAUAAAGAAGAGGAGAGGAAGGAAGAAACGCCUCUCAUCAGACCCUCCCACAGAGCCAAAACCAGUGAAAUUCAUGAGAUCCAAAAGACAUGUGACAGGAGAGCCUUUCUGCCACAGAGAUGCAGCUGUCAAAGCCCCUUUUCUUAAGAAAUGCCAGGAAGCAGGACUUCUUAAUGAAUUAUUUGAACAGAUACUAGAAAAAAUGGAUUCAAUUCUUAGAAGAUUCACGGAUGAGACUGCCUCAGAGUCAGACUAUGAAGGGAUCCAGACCUUACUGUUUGAGAGUGGGCUCUUUGAAGACACGUUAAUACAAUUCCAAGAAGUAAUCAAGAGCAAAGCUUGUGAAUAUGAAGAAAGGCACAGGCAGAUGAAGCAGCAGCUUGAGGCACUUGCAGACUUACAACACAACUUGUGCUCAUUUCAAGAAAAUGGGGACCUGGAUCACUCAAGCUCUACUUAAGGAUCUUUCCUACCUCCUGAGGACCACCAGGUCAGAGGCCAGGAGUCUCCUGAAGUGCAAGCAGGCUCAGGAGACAGCCUGUGACAGAUCUACUGUCCACUCGUGCUCUGAUGUGCUACUGCUCAUCCAUGCUCAGUACCUGAUUGGGUCUUUCUUGUCUCUUCUCUUCUCAUCUCACCUGUCCUGCUUUCCCCUGACAGUAAAAGCUGUUCCUCAAGUCAACUGGAUCAGACCUCCAUGUUCUCCAAGGAGCGAGGAAGUCUUUCUACCUACCCUACCCACUCCAGUCAAGGGCAGCAACACCAGAGCCUUUGCUCAUCCUUUCGUGGGAUCUUAGAGCUUUCUCUUGCCUCCUCUGCUCCUACAGUAGGUCUCAUCACAGUCACCUCUCAGUAUUAAUAAUUCCCUCAGAAUAUAGCAGACUCAUUCCUGAGCAUAGUUUAUUGUUACCCUGUUUUCUGUUCACUACCACAUCCCCAAUAUUUAGCACACUUAAUAAAUGGUUGUCGGGGCUGGC